Messenger RNA from Mycotypha africana, 949 nucleotides. RefSeq lists its product as uncharacterized. NCBI's taxonomy places the organism in Eukaryota, Fungi, Mucoromycota, Mucoromycetes, Mucorales, Mycotyphaceae. The transcript has 2 exons. Bases 95 to 658 code for a protein of 187 amino acids. The record is from RefSeq and is a predicted model, not a curated record.
GCCGUAAUGUUAACAGAUAAUAUCAAAGUAAGUACAUACUACUUUUUCUGGGGCUUGUACAUAUCUAUUUGCAAAAGAGAGGAGGAACACUAACAUGAACUGUGGGCUUUCUCAACAGCGUAUUGUUCAAAACUUCAACGAGAAAGUAGUGAUUGUGUUUACAGAGAAGACUUCAAACUUGACGAAAGAGGCCAUCCAUAAGGCAAUGAAAGAGACAAUACCGAACCAUGAGUCUUCCAUUUAUAUCUGGGAUUCUGCAGUGCAAGAAUCUACCCAAACAACAUUCGAUAAAAUCAAACUAUAUGAGUCUAUCAUACAAAAAUCAAACCGUGUUAUAUUGACAGCAGAUCUGGAUUAUGCGUGUGCCCAUGCCAUAUCAAAAGGGAAACCGACUUAUAUAGCGUUUUCAGGACGUUGUCGAUCUUAUCUCACACAAUUCUAUCGUUGGGUUUCUGACGCUCAUCUCAUUAGAAAAUUGAGACUUGGAAAAGGGAAACAUAAAUCAACAAAUGUGGAUGAUCCUUACAGCUAUCUAGGUAUACAUCCUGAUUGGGGCAAUGGGAAUAAGAUAUUUCAAUACAAUCAUACAAUGUCGUUUAUAAAGAAAGCAAUACUGCAGUCAAGACAAGAGACAUUAACUGGCAAAAGAAAGGAAUAAAUUAAUUGUUCAAUAAACCGACUCUGUUCUUCUCAUCCAUGUAUUUUGGUUGGUUCUUUUUUUUUUCACAUUGAACGAAAGUGAAAGAGUCUGGUACAAAAUGGUUAAAGCUCUAUAAGUUCGAUAUAACUUUACUUUUUUAUUCCAAAAGGAAAAAGACGUUCUAUGAUCAGUUUCAAGGCCAUUUGAGGAUUUCCUUCUUGAUUUCGUCAUCCCAACUAUUACAAAGCUCUGUCUGAGAAGGCUUUUCACAAAGGUGUCGAACAUCAUCGGUUACCCAAUAAUCCAAAG